UUUAGGCCCAUAAGUUACGAAGGCCAGGAUUCUGAUGCACAUGAGAAGGCUUGGGAAGGAGAAUUGAUGUUCCCAAAUAGACAGAGUUUGUGCCUCCACCUAGAAGAGAGAGAUAGAGCCAGCAUUUCACGGAGCUGUGCUCAAGAGGAGGUCCAAGUGGCACAGCAAUGAUUAGAGACCCUGCUGGCAGCAAACAGCCUCUGGCUGCGUAGGGGCCUGUGGGCUUACUAUCUGCUGCCCCUAUGGAGACAGGGGGCCCUGGGAUGAACAGCAUGAAGCCCCAGUCACUGCAGCUGGUGCUGGAGGAGCAAGUGCUGGCGCUGCAGCAGCAGAUGGCAGAGAACCAAGCAGCCUCCUGGAGGAAGCUAAAGAGCUCCCAGGAGGCCCAGCAGAGGCAGGCAACCCUCGUGAGGAAGCUGCAGGCCAAGGUGCUGCAGUACCGGAGCUGGUGCCAAGAGCUGGAGAAGCGGCUGGAAGCCACUGGGGGACCGAUCCCGCAGAGGUGGGAAAGCGUGGAGGAGCCAAACCUGGAACAGCUACUAAUGCGAUUGGAGGAGGAACAACAAAGGUGUGAGAGUCUAGCAGAGGUGAACACCCAGCUUCGGCUGCACAUGGAAAAAGCUGACGUGGUGAAUAAAGCGCUUCGGGAAGAUGUGGAAAAAUUGACAGUAGACUGGAUCCGGGCCCGGGAUGAGCUAAUGAGGAAGGAGAGCCAGUGGCAGAUGGAGCAGGAGUCAGGAGGAAUCCAAGACUCCUGUGUUGACAGAAGAUGUCCUCUGCCCUUUGGUAUGACACCUGGGUUUCUGAACACACAGUUCUUCAAGGGCUACCUGAAAGGGGAGCACGGUCGCCUCCUCAGUCUAUGGCGGGAGGUGGUGACCUUCCGACGCCACUUCCUGGAAAUGAAGUCAGCCACCGACAGAGACCUGACGGAGCUCAAGGCUGAGCAUGUGAGGCUUUCUGGGUCCCUGUUGACCUGUUGUCUGCGCUUGACUGUGGGAGCAGCACAGUCUCGGGAGUCUGAUGGAUCUGGGAGACUGACUGGGAACGAGCCAUCCCAGCUGCUGCUGCUGUUAGCCAAGACCCAGGAGCUGGAGAAGGAAGCCCACGAAAGGAGCCAGGAGUUACUACAGCUGAAGAGUCAGGGGGAUCUGGAGAAGGCUGAGCUCCAGGACCGGGUGACUGAGCUCUCUGCUCUACUGACCCAGUCUCAGAAGCAAAAUGAAGAUUAUGAAAAGAUGGUAAAGGCUCUGAGAGAGACAGUGGAGAUCCUGGAGGCAAAUCAUGCAGAACUAAUGGAACAUGAGGCAUCUCUUAGUAGACAUGCCCAAGAGGAGAAGCUGUCUUUACAGCAGGUGAUCAAGGACAUAAUCCAGGUCAUGGUGGAAGAAGGGGACAGUAUGGCUCAAGGCUCUGGUCAUGAGAGCUCCUUGGAGUUGGACUCUAGUGGCUUCUCCCAGUUUGAUUCCCAGCACCCAGACAAGGCUCUGACUCUGGUGCGCUCAGUGCUGACUCAGAGACGCCAGGCUGUGCAGGCCCUAAGGCAGCAGCUGUCGGGUUGUCAGGAAGCUGUGAGCUCCUUGCGGCAGCAGCAUAAUCAGUGGGAGGAAGAGGGUGAGGCCCUGAGACAGCGACUGCAGGAGCUCACCGGGGAGCGGGACACUCUGGCAGGGCAGACUGUGGGCCUGCAGGGGGAGGUGGACUCUCUCAGCAGGGAGCGAGAGCUCCUGCAGAAGAUGAGGGAGGAGCUGCAGCAGCAGCUGGAGGUGCUGGAGCAGGAGGCGUGGCGACUGCGGAGAACAAACAUGAAGCUUCAGUUGCAGGGCGACUCUGCUCAGGGCGAGAAGGAGGAGCAGCAGGAGGAGCUGCACCUGGCUGUCCGAGAACGGGAACGCCUUCAGGAGACGCUGGCAGGUCUGGAAGCCAAACAGUCCGAAUCUCUCAGUGAACUGAUCAGCCUUCGGGAAGCCCUGGAGUCAAGUCGCCUGGAAGGGGAGUUGCUGAGGCAGGAGCAAACAGAAGUGACAGCUGCGCUGGCCAGGGCAGAACAGUCUGUUGCGGAGCUGUCGAGUUCUGAGAACAGCCUGAAGGCUGAGGUGGCUGAUCUUCGGGCUGCAGCGGUCAAGCUCAGUGCCUUAAAUGAGGCUUUGGCCUUAGAUAAGGUUGGGCUGAACCAGCAGCUUCUCCAGUUAGAACAGGAGAACCAGUCUGUGUGCAGCAGGAUGGAGGCAGCAGAGCAGGCGAGAAACACUCUGCAGGUGGGCCUGGCAGAGGCCGAAGGGAGCAGGGAAGCCCUGUGGGAAAAGAACACUCACCUGGAGGCUCAGCUGCAGAAAGCAGAGGAGAGCAGAGCUGAGCUGCAGGCAGAGCUCAGGGGCCUCCAAGAAGAGAAGGAAGAAAUUCAAGAGAAACUAAGCGAGGCACAUCACCAGCAGGAGGCAGCCUCAGCUCAGGUGGAGCAGCUGCAUCAGGAGGCAAAGCGACAGGAAGAAGUGCUUGCCAGGGAAGUCCAGGAGAAGGAGGCCCUCGUCCGGGAAAAGGCAGCUCUAGAGGUGCGGCUGCAGGCCAUAGAGCGGGACCGGCAGGACCUCUCUGAACAACUGCUGGGGCUCAGCUCAGCCAAGGAGCUACUGGAGAGCAGUCUGUUUGAGGCCCAGCAACAAAAUUCUCUGAUAGAGGUCACCAAGGGGCAGCUGGAGGUCCAGAUUCAAACUGUCACUCAAGCCAAGGAAGUAAUCCAAGGGGAAGUGAGGUGCCUGCAGCUGGAGCUGGACACUGAACGGAGCCGGGCAGAGCAGGAGCGGGAUACAGCAGCCAGACAGCUGGCCCGAGCUGAGCAAGAGGGGCAGGCUGCCCUGCAGCAGCAGAAGUCAGCCCAUGAGGAGGAGAUGAACCGGCUCCAGGAGAAAUGGGACAGAGAGCGCUCCUGGCACCAACAGGAACUGGGUGAGGCCCUGGAGAGCCUGGAGAGGGAGAAAACGGAGCUGGAAACGAGGCUGAGGGAGCAGCGGGCAGAAACAGAGGCCGUGCGGACGCUGAGGGAACAAGAACGGGCCGAGGCCGAGAGUGCCCUGUCCCAGAUGCAACUCGAAACAGAGAAGGAGAGGGUGUCCCUCCUGGAGACACUGCUGCAGACCCAGAAGGAGCUGGCAGAUGCCAGCCAACAACUGGAGCGGCUGAGGCAGGACAUGAAGGUUCAGAAGUUAAAGGAGCAGGAGACCACUGGGAUGCUGCAGACCCAGCUCCGGGAGGCUCAGCAGGAGCUGGAGAAGGCAGCUCAGCAGCACCGGGACCGCCUCGCUGCCCUCCAGGACGAGGGCCACAUCUUGCUGCAGGAUAAGAUAGACCUGCUGAAGCAGGUGGAAGACUUGAAGUCUCAGCUGGUUUCCAAGGAUGACUCCCAGAGGCUGGUGGACCAGGAGGUUCAAAAGAAGCUGAGAGAGGCCCAGGAGUGUAGCCGAAUUCAGAAGGAGCUGGAGAGAGAGAAAGCCAGCCUGACACUGUCGCUGGUGGAGAAAGAACAGAGACUCCUUGUUUUACAAGAAGCUGACUCUGUUCGACAACAAGAGCUGAGCUCCCUGCGCCAGGACAUGCAGGAGGCCCAGGCAGGGCAGAAAGAGCUCAGUGCCCAGAGAUCUCUACCUGCUGGAGAGCUGAGUCUACUGAAAUCUUUCCAGCCCCAGUCAAGAGUGACCAUACUUCCUCCCUGGCAGGUGGACUUACUGAAGCAGGAGGUGAAGGAAAAGGAGGCUGACUUUCUGGCCCAGGAAGCACAGCUGCUGGAGGAGCUCGAGGCAUCUCAAGUAACAGAGCAGCAGCUACGGGCUUCCUUGUGGGCCCAGGAAGCCAAGGCAGCCCAACUCCAGCUGCGACUGCGCAGCCUAGAGAGCCAGCUGGAGGCGCUGGCUGCAGAGCAGCAGCCUGGGCACCAGGCCCAGGCCCAGCUGGCCAGCCUCUGUUCUGUCCUGCAGCAGGCCCUGGGGUCUGCUUGUGAGAGCAGGCCAGAGCUGAGUGGCGGGGGAGACUCUGCUCCCUCCCUCUGGGGCCCUGAGCCAGACCAGAAUGGAGCCAGGAUCCUCUUUAAGAGAGGGCCCCUCCUGACGGCUCUCUCAGCUGAGGCAGUGGCAUCUGCCCUCCACAAGCUUCACCAAGACCUGCGGAAGACUCAACAGGCCCGGGAUGAUCUGAGGGAUCAGGCCCAGAAGCUGGAACAGCGUCUCACUGAUACAGAGGCUGAGAAGAGCCAGGUCCACACAGAGUUGCAGGCUCUGCAGAGACAGCUUUCCCAGAACCAGGAAGAGAAAUCCAAGUGGGAAGUAAAACAGAACUCCCUAGAGUCUGAGCUGAUGGAACUGCGUGAAACUGUGGCAUCCUUACAGAGUCGCCUACAGCAAGCAGAGCUGCAGGGAAUAGAAGCCCAGAAUGAGCGAGAGUUACUGCAGGCAGCCAAGGAGAGCCUGACUGCCCAGGUGGAACAUCUCCAAGCAUCUGUUGCAGAAGCCAGGGCACAAGCGAGUGCCACCAGGAUCCUGGAGGAAGACCUGAGGAUUGCACGCUCAGCCCUGAAACUGAAAAACGAGGAGGUGGAGAGUGAGCGCGAGCGAGCCCAAGCCUUGCAGGAGCAGGGCGAGCUGAGGGUGGCUCAGGGGAAGGCUCUGCAGGAGAAUUUGGCUCUCUUGGCCCAGACCUUGUCUGAAAGAGAACAGGAGGUGGAGACUCUACAGGGGAAAAUCCAGGAAGUGGAGAAGCAGCGGGAAAUGCAAAAGGCUGCUUUGGAAGUGCUGUCUCUAGACCUAAAGAAGAGGAACCAAGAGGUGGAUCUGCAGCAAGAACAGAUUCAGGAACUGGAGGAGUGUAGGUCGGUUUUAGAGCAUCUCCCCUUGGCCGUUCAGGAGCGAGAGCAGAAGCUGACUCUGCAGAGGGAGCAGAUCAAAGAGCUCGAGAAGGAUCAAGAGACACAGAGGAACAUCUUAGAGCAUCAGCUUCUAGAACUUGAGAAGAAGGCCCAAAUGAUUGAGUCCCAGAAGGAACAGAUUCAGGAUCUGAAGAAGCAGCUGGUUACCCUAGAAUGCCUGGCCCUGGAACUAGAGGAAAACCAUCACAAAAUGGAGUGCCAGCAGAAGACGAUUGAAGAGCUGGAGGGCCAGAGGGAAAUGCAGAGGGUGGCUCUGACCCACCUUACGCUGGACCUGGAGGAAAGGAGCCAGGAGCUGCAGGUGCAGGGCAGCCAGAUCCAUGAGCUGGAGAGCCACAGCACCCUCCUGGCAAGAGAGCUCCAGGAGAAGGACCAGGAGGUGACAUCCCAGCGAGACCAGAUCGAGGAGCUGCAGAGGCAGAAAGAGAGUCUGACUCAGGACCUUGAGAGGAGGGAUCAGGAGAUGGUGCUGCUGAAGGAGAGGAUCCAGGUCCUAGAAGAUCAGAGGACCCUGCAGACCAAGAUCCUAGAGGAGGAUCUGGAACAGAUCAAGCUGGCCUUGAGAGAGCGAGGCCGGGAGCUGGCCUCUCAGAAGCAGCUGAUGCAGGAGAGGGCAGAGGAGGGGAAGGGCCAGAGUAAAGCUCAGCGUGGGAGCCUGGAGCACAUGAAGCUGAUCUUGCGUGAUAAGGAGAAGGAGGUGGAGUGCCAGCAGGAGCAUAUCCAGGAGCUUCAGGAGCACAGGGACCAGCUGGAGCAGCAGCUCCAGGGCCUACACAGGAAGGUGGGUGAGACCAGCCUACUCCUGACCCAGCGGGAGCAGGAGAUCGAGGUCCUGCAGCGGCACCUGCAAGAAGCCAGGGAACAGGGGGAGCUGAAAGAGCAGUCACUUCAGGGUCAGCUGGAAGAGGCCCAGAGGGCCCUGGCCCAGAGGGCCCAGCAGCUCGAGGCUCUUCAGCAGCAGCAGCAGCAGGCCCAGGGGCAGGAGGAGACGGUGAAGGAAAAGGCAGGUGCACUGCAGAGAGCUCUGGAGCAGGCCCAGGCGGCACUGCAAGAGCAGCAGGCAGAGUUUGAGGACCACAAGGAACAUGCACGAAGGCUCCAGGAGGAGCUGGCUAUGGAGGGGCAGCGGGUACAGGCCCUGGAGGAGGUGUUGGGUGACCUAAGGGCUGAGUCUCGGGAGCAGGAGAAGGCUCUGCUGGCCCUCCAGCAGCAGUGUGCUGAGCAGGCCCAGGAGCACGAGGCAGAGGCCAGGGCCCUGCAGGACAGCUGGCUGCAAGCAGAGGCAGUGCUCAAGGAACGGGACCAGGAGCUGGAGGCCCUGCGGGCAGAUGGCCAGUCCGCGCAGCAUCGGGAGGAGGCUGCGCGGGGCCAGGCUGAGGCUCUGCAGGAGGCCCUCAGCAAGGCUCAGGCUGCCCUGCAGGAGAAAGAGCAGCAUCUCCUUGGGCAGGCGGAACUGAGCCGCAACCUGGAGGCCAGCACAGCCACCUUGCAGGCUGCCCUGGACUCCUGCCAGGCACAAGCCCGGCAGCUGAAGGAGGCCCUGAGGAAGCAGGAAGGUGAGAUCCAGGACCGGGACCUUCGACACCAGGAGACUGUGCAGCAGCUCCAGCAGGCACUUGUCCAGAGGGAUGAAGAGCUGAGACGUCAGAGGAAGCAGGGGCAGCUGCUGGAGAAGUCUCUGGCCCAGAGGGGCCAAGAGGAUGUGACCCCAGAGAAGCAGGAGCCAUGGCACAAGAGAGAAGAGGAAGAGCUGAGGGACCUUCGUGAGAGCCUGAGGAAGCUCCAGCAGACUCUAGCCCAAAAGGAGGAGGAGAUCUUGGAGCUGAGGGAGGUCCAGCAAAGGAAGAGUCUGGAGGACUCGCCCCACAGCCACAAAGCCUCCUCAGCGGAGGAGCCAUCUACAACAGUUGAUUCCUCAGGGCCCAGGCUGCAGCGGGAGCUGGAGCGUCUCGAGGCAGCCCUGAGACAGACGGAGGCCAGGGAGAUCGAGUGGAGGGAGAAAGCCCAGGACCUGGCGCUGUCCUUGGCCCAGAGCAAGGCCAGUGUCAGCAGCCUGCAGGAGGUAGCCCUGUGCCUGCAAGCCUCUGUCCUGGAGCGGGACUCGGAAAAGCAGAGGUUGCGGGAUGAGUUGGAGUUCACCAGACAGGCUCUGGAGAAGGAGCGACUCCCCAGCCCAGGCCCAACCAGCAGAGCAGAAUGGGAGCCCAGAGAAGAGCCAGGCGUACAGCCGGGAGAGGUCUCCGGAGUAAAGACUGAGCCUAGUCCUGAGAUGGAGGAGAAGCAGCUAUGGGGACAGAGGCUUGAACACCUGCAGGAAGCAGUGGCGCGGCUGGAGAUUGACCGGAGCCGGCUGCAGCACCACAACAUCCAGCUGCGGACCACCCUGGAGCAGGUGGAGCGAGAGCGGAGGAAACUGAAGAGGGAUUCCAUGCGUGCAUCGCGAACGAGGGUCCCUGAGAGCAAUGAAGCCACGGCGCCAUCACCCACACAGCAGGAUGGAAGAGGAGGGCAGAAGUGUUCCUCAGAUGCCAAGCAGGUGGUUGAACUGCAGAAGGAGGUUGCUGUCCUGCGAGCCCAGCUGGCCUUGGAGCGGAAGCAGAAGCAGGACUAUAUCGCCCGCUCGGUACAGACGAGCCGUGAGCUGGCAGGCCUGCACCACAGCCUUUCUCACUCCCUUCUUGCCGUCGCCCAGACCCCUGAGGCCACUGUCCUGGAGGCCGAGACCCGCAAGCUGGAUGAGUCCCUGACUCAAAGUCUGACAUCCCCAGGGCCAGUCCUGCUGGGCCCCAGCCCCAGCGCUGCUCAAGCUGCCUCCAGAUAGCAGCCACUGCCAGGGCAGGACAUGGGACAGCCUGGGAGCACACAGACAGACAGAUGUCUGUAGAGCGGGUCAUGGCCCCCCACACAGCUGCAGGUUUGCCAAAGAAAGUUCUGGCUCCAUUGCCCAACCUGGAGCCCCGGGUCAGAUGGCAUUCCAGGACGGGGGAGGAAACCGCAAGUCUGCAGGAAGGCCCCAACUCCCAGGGAAUGAGGCAAACCCCACUUGCUGCUGGCCUGAGGUCGCCCAGGGGGGCCUUGCCCUGGCCAGGCAGCGUCUGCUGCCUCUCAUCUAGAACCCGUUAUCCCAGCACUUCGCCCUCUGUCACCUUCCUCUUCAGCAAUAAACCCUGAGUCUACGUUUGUUCUCCACUGUGUAGCUGAGCAGCGGCAGCACAUCAAAGGCAUCUGUCAAGGAAGACUGCUGAAGAUUCCCGCCAGGUGGCAUGAAUUUAGCAUCUGCCUGCAUUCUGACAGAGGAGGGUCACAGAAGGCACACAAGACAAAGGCCCUUCCACAGGAAGCUUGAGUCCAAUUGACAAGAACAGACAUGCUCAUUGAUGAGUCAGAGACAGCUCUGUGUGCCAACUAGAAACGCUGCAGAGAUUCCAGGGACCGAGGAAGGAAGACACCCACUGGCCCUUGAAGGACGGGGAGGAGUUGGGAGGGGUUGCUAAGCAUACUGGUGAGAAGACUGGUCUGCCUGUGUGUUCAGACUGAGGUUGGACGGGGAGAGAGGGAGAUCAUGGAGGGCCUUGGGAUCUAGACUUGAACUCAUGGAUAAUGAGGAGCCAUCAUAUGUUCUUGACUUAAAACAUGUUCUGGGGCUCCAAAAACACCAAGUUGAACCUUUGGCUAAAGUCAGUCUCUUGAGUUCAGAA
Vicugna pacos (alpaca) is the source of this 8613-nucleotide messenger RNA. Lineage: Eukaryota; Metazoa; Chordata; Mammalia; Artiodactyla; Camelidae. The record is from RefSeq and is a predicted model, not a curated record.